UUACAGUUCAUCCUUACUUUAAAAUACCAACAGAUUGCAGAGCGAGAACUGCAGCAUAUGAAACAUACUGCUAAUACAUUUUGCACAGUAUGUGUCUGGGGAUUUAUAUAAUGUUAGCUGCGAGAACAGAAGGGUUCUUCCCUUUUUUUUCUUUUUUUUUUUCUUUUUUAAGUCAAGAAAGCAAAUAAAAACUACCCAGCUGAUUCCUAAAGGAAAACACUUGGAACUACAGUUUUGUUCUUUUUCGGGCAGAAGGGGAUUUUCUUUCUUCUUACUACCGCACAAUUAAGCAUUGAGCUGUUUACACUGGUAGGAUGGAGUUAAUUCUGGGAACUACGCGCGACAUCAAUGCAACAUCUCUAUUACAUUGCCUCUCUCCACGCAGUUGUACUAAGUUGGGAUUGGCGGCUCUAUCACAACAUCGACUUCGGUCCCUUGACCCAGUUGAUUCCCUGCACAGGUUCCCUCACCCAAAUGCAGUCUACAGUGAGAGGUGACUACAUACAUACACACACAUAUAUAUAUAUAUAUAUAUAUUUUUUUUCCUUUUUCAUGAAGGAAGAAAGAAGCAAGGGGGAAAGGGAGGGUAAGAUUUUCUGGCAGUAUCAGGGAUUGGGGGGAGGGGGGGGGGGGGAUCCCUGCGACCCAAGCAAACUGGCAGCAGCCUGUUACCCUUCCCCUCCCGGCAGGACGGCGACGGCGGGCGGGAAGAGCUUCGCCCGUUUAAAUCCCCUCCCGCGGCGGGCGCGGAGCCGCCGCCGCCGUCUCGGGGUUGAUUCGUAGCACCUUGCGAGGAAGUGAAACGUUUCGCACGGAAGGGGCGGAGCGUCCGCCCGCGGGCAGCGGCUCCUCGGCGGCUGCUAAUAACAACAUUAGGAGAUUAGCGGCAACUUCUCUCCACUUCUUUAACCUUUCCUGGCCGAUAAUUUACCGUGUUUUCUUUCUGCUUUUUAUUUUUUUUUAAUCGUCCCUUUCUUUUUUUGGUAGGGAGAUAGCCUCUUUUUGUAAACUAAAGAAUGGGGCGGAGGGGGUAAUCAAAGACGAUUCUCUCUGUCCGUCUGUCUACCCCCCCCUCACCUAUUUUUAAACCCUUUAGUCAGAGGCAGGGUGCAAACUAAAAGCCACCAUCACCUCCUUUAGGAGAUCCUCCGGCCCGCCGCACAGCCGCCUCGCUGGCAAGGCAGAGCGGGCAGGCGCUGGCGGGACGGGACGGGACGGACGGCAGCGGGAGCGGGCCGGCCUCGCCCCUCGGGCUCGUCCAUCCCCAGCUCCAUGAAGAAGCUGGUGGUGACUAAGCUGAGCCAAAACUUCAGGGAAGCGGUCACCCUGCAGCAGGACUCGCCCGUGCCACUCCCGGGAGACGGAGACCUCCUGGUCAGGAACAGAUUUGUCGGCAUUAAUGCAUCCGAUAUAAACUACUCAGCUGGUCGAUAUGAUGCCUCAGUUAAACCCCCCUUUGAUAUAGGCUUUGAAGGUGUUGGUGAAGUGGUAGCACUAGGACUCAGUGCUAGUGCAGAUUUCACAGUGGGUCAAGCUGUGGCCUACGUGAAAGCAGGUUCCUUUGCUGAAUACACAGUUGUGUCUGCCAGACAAGCAGUACCUCUACCCUCAGUGAAACCCGAGUUUCUCACUUUAAUGGUAAGUGGUGCAACAGCGUAUCUCAGUUUGAAAGAGCUGGGAGACCUGUCUGAAGGCAAGAAGGUUCUGGUGACAGCAGCAGCUGGAGGAACGGGUCAGUUCGCUGUGCAGCUUGCAAAGAAGGCAAAAUGCCAUGUAAUUGGAACCUGCUCCAGUGAUGAAAAGGGUGGCUUUCUGAAAUCCAUUGGCUGUGACCGUACCAUCAACUAUAAAACUGAAAAUGUCGAAUCUGUGCUAAGGAAGGACUAUCCCGAUGGUGUAGAUGUGGUGUAUGAAUCUGUUGGGGGAAAGAUGUUUGACUUGGCUCUCAAUGCCUUGGCUAUCAAAGGGUGCCUGAUAGUUAUUGGGUUUAUCACUGGCUACCAAAACCCCACUGGCCUCCAGCCCAUUAAAGCAGAGUUAUUGCCAGCAAAACUGUUGAGGAAGUCUGCUAGUGUCCGGGGUUUCUUCUUGAACCAUUACCUUUCUGACUACAAAAUGGCUCUGCAGCAUUUGCUCAAGAUGUAUGAAAGAGGAGACCUGGUUUGUGAGGUGGACUUUGGAGACAUGUCUCUGGAGGGCAAGUUCACUGGCUUGGAAUCUGUAUUCCGUGCUGUAGAUUACAUGUACAUGGGAAAAAACAUUGGAAAAAUUGUAGUUGAAUUACCUCACUCUGUCAACAGUAAGCUGUAAAAACAGAACAAUGAUAUAAAUCAGAAGCGAGAAAAUGGGCACUUUAUGCCUCAGAUUUACUAGAAACAAUUUCUUUUUUUAAGCUUAGUAAUGGAUAUUAUAUUAAAAACAGCAUUAAAGUGUUGAUAAAAAGGGAAGGGUUUGUUGGGUUUUUGUUUUGUUUUGUUUUUAAUUCCUUAAAAGUGUUUAAAUCAGUGGCUGUAGCAGGGACAUAAUGGGCCUGUGUUUGAUACUGUCACUUUGGUUAGUGUGAGACAAGAACAUUGUUCUUGACAGAAUAAGUCUUGAUGCAGAGGCAGAUUUAGUCUGUCAGCCUGAUUUGAUAAGACUUCAUAUGCAGUUCAGCUCAGAAAAAAAAAAAUCUUUCAGCAAUUUUGAUUCCCUGAUUUAAAAAUAAAAUUGUUAGAACAAGAAUAAGUAAAGAGUUGUAUCUUUGGGUUGCUCUAUUAAUCUUUUGAAGUUUCUGGGGAAAAAAUGCACUUGAUUUUCUGUCACAAACACGAUAAUCAUAAUUCAGUUGCAUCAUGGAUCAUAGUAAUAUUCCUUGACUGGUUGCACAGAGAAAUUUAUCCUCCAAUUCUGACAUGUCAGUAAUAUUAAGCAACUUGGCUUUUUUUUUUUUAAUCCUGUCUUUCAUAACUAUAAACAACUGCACAAUUUUCUUUUAAAUUUUUAACUAUAAGUUGCAGUAGUCUCAUUUUGUUGCCUUUUCAUUUUCCGCUGUUGCUGUUUAUUGUCCAGUCUCCCCUUUAGUCAGUAUUUAAAGAUUAUUGGAAUUUGGAAUGGGAUUUUGAGCCAUGUUCAUGUGUGUUCAGGCCCUGUAUAUUUUUUUAAAAUUAAAUAAA
Molecule: messenger RNA, 3155 nt
Organism: Cinclus cinclus
Lineage: Eukaryota; Metazoa; Chordata; Aves; Passeriformes; Cinclidae
Gene: PTGR3
Product: prostaglandin reductase 3
Exons: 3
Coding region: 1273-2310 (345 amino acids)
Cellular component (GO): mitochondrion
Molecular function (GO): zinc ion binding; oxidoreductase activity
Source: RefSeq, a predicted model, not a curated record